Molecule: messenger RNA, 1676 nt
Organism: Protopterus annectens (West African lungfish)
Lineage: Eukaryota; Metazoa; Chordata; Ceratodontiformes; Protopteridae
Gene: INO80C
Product: INO80 complex subunit C
Exons: 5
Coding region: 164-766 (200 amino acids)
Biological process (GO): chromatin remodeling
Cellular component (GO): Ino80 complex
Source: RefSeq, a predicted model, not a curated record
CACAAAAAAGUCAGACGUUCCCUUUACUCUGUACGCUUUCUAAAGCGGAAGAAGAACAUUUUGCGAUCGUAAAAGACGUCCGAUGUACUGAUUAGAUUAAAUUGUUAGUUCCCGGUAGAAAUGUGACUGUUAGUAAUAGUUAAAAUAACCAAUGCAGUAAAAAAUGGAGUCUAAUGUGCAGUUACAAGCGCUAGUGCCAGUGACUGUGAGUGCGCCAGGGUCGUCUACCAAACCAGCAGUGCCGCUAACUGUUGUUCGUAAUAAGAAAAGGCCAGCAAGCCCCACAAAUGGCGCUUCUGGAGGAGUAAACAAGAAAAAGAAAGUAGGAACUCAGCAGGCUCCACCGAAUGUAGAAGUUACAACUGAGAAUAAAAUGUUGGCUACAGACUGCAGUGUUGCAACCCCAGAUCCAGUGGUGGUUAAACCAUUGCCAUUUAAAGAUGCAAAUUUUGUUCAUUCUGGCAUUGGUGGCGCAGCAGCUGGCAAAAAGAACAGGACAUGGAAAAACCUGAAGCAGAUUCUUGCAGCUGAGAGGGCAUUGCCAUGGCAACUCAGUGACCCUAACUACUUCAGCAUUGAUGCCCCUCCUUCCUGCAAGCCAGCCAAAAAGUACUCGGACAUUUCUGGACUUCCAGCAAGUUACACAGAUCCACAAAACAAGCUGAGAUUUAGUACUACCGAAGAGUUCUCAUAUAUUCGGAUGCUGCCAACGGAUGUUAUAACAGGAUAUCUAGCCUUAAGAAAAGCAACAAGCAUUGUUCCUUAAAGAACUAGAAACAAGACCAUUCUUACUUCUAGAAGUAAAAUAUGUCUAACCAUAAAUGGAGAUGGAGAAAUCUGUAGCUUCCUAGGAUAGUGACCAGGUCUAGGACUUAGAAAACUGGAAACGAAGAGCUGCCUGUAGACAUUUAUUUGCCUCUAUUUUUCACGUAAACAAGGCAUUUUCACAGAUGGAUAUGUCUAAUGUUUAUUCAUUUUAACUUAAAUGUAGCUGUACAGAGGUGGCAUUGCUUUGCUGUUAUUAACAGAGAGGGAAAGACAUGAUGAGAAAAAAAACAUCUAAGAAUCGUUCUGUCAAGAGCAAAUGCUGGCAAAAUUGUACUGAGUUUUUAUUAUUGUAUGUAAACCAUUUACUGACUAGUAAUACUUUAUUUAUUCAUCAACUUGUAAAUAUACUUGUAUAUUAUAAUUAAUGGAGAAAAGUCAUAGAAUGACAAAAUGCUGUUUACAGUCUGUAUAUAAAGCUUUACAGAUAAAAUAUGAGAUGUACAUUUAUUACAUUUGUGAACAUAAAACAUAACAUUAUUGAAAAAGAGUUCAGUUGUGCUUGAAAGCUUGUUUCUGCGGCAUGUAUAACGUUUUCUUCACAUUUACUGAUUGUUUUUUUGUUUAUAUGGUUUAUUUAGUUUAUCCAUUUCAUAGUUCUGUUUAGUUACUUUGAAGGGAAAUCUGAAAUGCAUGUAUAUAAACAGCUGUAACUCAUGAGCACAGUUAAAUGUUUUUAAAUAAAAAAGUCUUGAAAGCAUGUUACAGUGAUUCUAGCUUUUGCUAAAAGCUGAGCUGUAGUAUAAUUUUUUCUCAUGUUUAUUUUGACAUAUUGUGUAACGCUCUGACAUCGUAUUACACAGAGACCAUUAAAUGAAACGAAGAAUUGGACAUUUGUUGCCUUGGCAUGA